UGUAAGUUCACACGGAAAAGGUUGCCUAGCGACCAGUCAGUAUCAACAACAUAUAAGAAAUAUUAUUGAAUUCUCAGUCUAAAACUGUCUCCUCCGAGGUCCGCGCGUCCGACUGACUCACUCUCUCACGUCAGUAGGAAUUGAACUGGAUUGUCCUGUUCUUCGGUUAGGUCUGCGUUCAUUGGGUAUGAUAUCGACAUUCUGUUCGGGGUCGCGUUGACAUUUUAGAGACAGGUAUUCCACGACGGGUAAUCAGGUCGGAUAAAACUGACAUACCCGCGCUUCUGGUUAUUGAUUUUGACUCAAGCUCCGAGAUGGGAGGCGAAUAACAAAUGCAUCGCAUCUUCGGUUCUUACAUUUAACUGACAACGUCAGCCAAUCAGGGGCUUUGUUUUAUAGACAGGUGAGGGACGUGAAACAUCAAAGGAGCUAAAACCAGCUUCCGAUGACUGAGGACAUUGUGAAAUUGGCUGCUUUGCGACAGCAGAGGCGACCGAAAACAGGACGCUCAGGGGAGACAACUCUUUUCAACCCAAAGAAUUCAACAUCAACUGAAGAAACGACGGAAACAGACGAUCAACUGGGUGCGACUGCAGUAUCGUUGGAAUCUCCCAGGUCUCGUGGUACAAGACGACGUCUUAGUGGUGAAUCGGAUUUCGAUGACGUCAUUGGAUCAUACGAUAGCAAGAUUCCACUUCCCUUUGUCAACUGUAAGGUUUCGGACGUCGAUGUUAAAGCACUCCUCAGUACGUCGUCCAAACAAUCCCUCAUCAGUAGGGAGAUGUACAGCAAAAUGAGGAGUGUGGGUUCAGACAGCCGUCGGCAGCUACUUCGGGCUGUCCUUACGUUCGGGACUAAACAACUGGCGUUAAACUUGGAGGUGCAAGAUGACAUACCGGAUAUCGUGCUGGGGGUCGACUUUCUCUCUCAGUUCAAGUGCGAGUUGAACUUCAGGGACAGCGCGAUAAUAAUGGGACGGGACGAUGACGUCAAACUUCCGUUUCUACCGGAAACGGAAAUACCACUCAAGUUCAGAGUACACCGAAACGUGGCGGCAUCAUUUUGACAUGCUCUGUUUCCUCCCAAGUGUUAUGCAAUCAUGAGCUGGUGUCAGUUCUUGCUGAUUAUAUCUUGAAUAUUAAUAGAUGUUUGUUUGUUGUUAAACGCCGUACUCAGCAAUAUUCCCGCUCUAUGACGGCGGUGUAUAAAUAAUUGAGCCUGGACCAAGCAAUCUAGUGACUGACAUCAUGAACGUCGAUCUAUGCAAUUGGGAUAAGAUGACAUGGAUCAUCCAAGUCAGCGAGCCUAACCGUCCGAUCCCACAAGUCGCCUCUUACGAGAUGAAAUCUUAAUAAGAAAAUGUAAGUGUUUAAUUUUGGUCACUGUGCUGAGGAUGGACUGUUGGUGGGUGUCGUUAAAUGUUUGCUGUUUAAAUUAUUGAAUAUGUAUGUGUGAAUAUUGUUUAACGCCGCAGUUAGCAAUAUUCCAGCUAUAUCUCAGCGACCUGUGCAUUAUAAAGUUUAUACCGGCCAACGAGUGGUUGACAGCAUGACCAACAAUUCACGCUGCCAUGUACGAUGACACGGAAUCAGGCAGGUCACACACUGUAACCACCCUAUUCUCUCACGGAAGUUGGGUUGGGUUGGUUUGUUGUUUAACGCCGCAAUCAGCAAUAUUCCAGCUAUAUGACGGCGGUCUGUAAAA
This is a messenger RNA of Haliotis rufescens (red abalone), 1704 nucleotides long. RefSeq lists its product as uncharacterized. Bases 446 to 1066 code for a protein of 206 amino acids. The record is from RefSeq and is a predicted model, not a curated record. The transcript has 7 exons. NCBI's taxonomy places the organism in Eukaryota, Metazoa, Mollusca, Gastropoda, Lepetellida, Haliotidae.